AUCCCGACCCCCACUUUGGGAACCCCUGCUUUAUGAGGGCUUCACAGACCUCCCUAAAAUCAGAAAACCUGCCGUGACAGUGAUGAAAUGCGCUUUCACUGCCUUUGACUGUGGAGUUGGAUCAAAACACACCUUCCCACUUUAAAACGCUCCUCUGUCUGUAGCAGAUCGAGUUUGCUCCGGAGCCGUGGGCGUUUACACAGGGCACGUGAACGCAUCACUCAGUAAACGUGUUUGUGUUUGUGUCUCCGCCCUGACGGUGACAGACGGCUCCCAGCAGCACAGCUUCAGGACAAACACACCGAGCAGAGACCGACUACUAUCUCUACAACAUGAAGGCGAACAGCGUGCCCCGGAUCCUCCUGAUCACCCUGUGUACCCUGGUCUUUGUGAUCGUGUUGGUUAUUAACGCUUUGGCUGGAACGGGCAAAGGUCCCUUCCACUAUACUACAGGAAAUGUGUCAGCUCGCCAUGAGACCAACAUCACUCCAGCCGGCUGGACCUUCUCCAUCUGGGGCGUUAUCUACACCUGGCUGACCCUGAUGGUGUUGUACCUGACGUCAUACGUGUGCAGAGGAUCCUGGGCUCAGAGUCUGCUGCCCUACGCCUUCUAUGUCUGCUGGCUGUGCAACAUGGUGCUGAACAUGAUCUGGCUGGUGCUGUGGGACAGAGAGGCCAUGCUGGCAGCUUUUGUUGUUCUGAUCAUGGUUGUUAUUUCCAACCACUGCGCCCUGUUCUUCUGCUGCUACGCCACCGAUUACUACGGACUCUGGUUACAGAUGUACCACCGCAAGGACCUGUUCUGUCUCAGAGUGCUGGUCCAGAACGGUCUGGCUCUCUACACCACGUGGACCUCCAUCGCCUCCCUCAUCAACUUCUCCUUGGUGCUCAACCUGUGGGGCGUGGACAAGACCACGGCAGCGACGGCCUCUCUGUGCAUCCUGUUUGGAGAGGUGAUGGGAUGGUUCAUCCUGGAGAACUGGGUGCUGGACCGCUGGGUGCGUAACAUCCUGACAGUCUACCCCGUGGUGAUCGUGGCUUUGGUCGGAAACGUCAUGAAACAUUUCAACCCAGAUGACCCGACUCCUAAUUCAAUCUUCAUGGUGGUCCUCCUGGUGUUGGCCUGCGUCCUGCUGGUCUUCAGAGUGUGCACCGUCAUCUGGAGGAACUACUGGCGGCCUCUGCACUCCCCCGGCUCGGCCCGGCUGAUGAUCUCGCCCCUGGAUGGGACCAAGUUCAGGAUGUUCUCUUAGAGUGAAGCGUCCUGCACCACUGAAGCCUUCACACUCAGAGCUGUCUCCUUUAUUUCAAUCCCAUGCUGAAGGGUAGAUCUGCCUGUUUGAAAGUGAUCUUGAUGCUUGUGAGGUUUUUAACUUGUUGAUUUACAUGAAGUGAGUUUCUCUUGAUGAAGUGAGAGAGAGAGAACAGAAGGAUCCUUUCCUCUUCUCUCUUUGUCUCCCUUUAAACUGCCACAUUUUCAGAUCUAAAACUUCAACUUAAACCACUUAUUGUGUAUAUAUGAAGUACUUUUAUACUAAGAGAUGCAUGAGAAUUUAUUGUUUUUGUUAUAAUUGAAGAAACUUUUACAGUGUGACUUAUUUCUAAACCUCUUCACACACGAGAUUGUAAGCUGUUAUUUUGAAAAUAGAUUUUAAAAGGUGUCUUUUCUAACUCUUAUCAUAAAUCAUAAUGUUUUUAUUACAUGUAAAACAACCUGGUCUCUAUAAAAUGUCAUGCAUGAAGUAGUAAAAAAACGUCUGCUGCAUUUGGUAGGAGAUGUUUCCAACAAGUAAUAAAUCAGAUACAUGAA
Notolabrus celidotus (New Zealand spotty) is the source of this 1810-nucleotide messenger RNA. RefSeq lists its product as uncharacterized. NCBI's taxonomy places the organism in Eukaryota, Metazoa, Chordata, Actinopteri, Labriformes, Labridae. The transcript has 7 exons. The record is from RefSeq and is a predicted model, not a curated record. Bases 333 to 1253 code for a protein of 306 amino acids.